AAGCAAUUACUGGGAUGUUUGCCGCAGCGCUACACCACGAUCUCUUCCAGUUCGAAGCCGCUCCUCGGCACCCUUCCAGGGGGAGGAGUCCUCCCUCUUGCCGAUGACACGGUCUCCACAGCAACCCCCCCUACCCCGGGCACCGGCCCGUUGCGCCGUGGGACCGCGGCCAUUCCGCCCGCACCGGGAGCUGUAAUGCCAGGAGGCGAGAACGGUUUGGUAGACGGAGCGAAGAAAACGCACCCUAAGCACACUUUGAGUUAAAAAUGGAGAACUCCUUUGUGGAAGAAGUGGCUGCAUCACUCAUCAGAGAAUUUCUCAGUAGAAAGGGUUUGAAGAAAACCAUCACCACCAUGGACCAAGAGCUUCCACGUUCUGAACUUAGCAUCAAUAACAGGAACGAACUUCGGAAUGUCCUGCAUUUGCACUCCUUGUACAAACACAACAAGGCAAAGGAGAACCCACUGAAAACACUUCUUGAAAUUAUUACUAACUACUUCCUUGAGCACCGUGGGACUUCCCGAAGCAUCAGUUCGAGUUCUGCUCUGUCAGCCCCUCAAAGUAAGAGCUCAACAUCCCACCAACCCAACUUAUCAGACGAGGAUCACGUGUGUGGGAGUGCUACUACACUCGAUGAAAGCAGAACUCAAGCCCACAGAUAUAAUGUUGAGAAUUCACUAGAUAAAAUCUUUCCAUCCAGAAAACAUCAACACAAAAGUGAAAAAUGCCCCACAGGGGCAGUACACAACAGUCAGUUACUCUCUGAUGGGGAUAAGAAGUUACAAGAUAGUCGAGAAGAUUUAAAAGCAGCAACGGUUUCUGAAGAGCUGAAAUCCACAGUGAAGGAGAAGCCAAGGCCCAGGUCUAGUAUCAUUGUCAGAGGAAUGAUGGCCGGACCAAUAGCAAGUUCACCAGAGGAUCUGCAAAAAAGGAGGCUUUCAAAACGAUCCACUAGCAUAAGCAGCACAGCACAGUUCAAGGCUGAAGAACAUGAAGGAAAUGACCUGAGUGUCCCAGGUACUGAUUUUCAAGAAAGCAAAGGAUCUUCAGCACAAGUAAAUACAGGGUUCACAUCAAAGGCUAUGUCAAGUUUACACACAAGUUCAGCCUUUGAAAAACUAAGAACCAUUCCCAAAGAUACAGAUGACUCUUUUGCCAGUGUGCUCACUGAAAGAGAGAGGACCAAGACAGAAGAAAGAAAAUCACUUCCAAGCUUUGGUACAGACAGCAAUGAGAAAAGCCUUAAAGUGAGUGCCCCUCACAGACAUUCAGGGGCUGGAAGAGAGAAGAGAGAAAGAUUCUUCAAGAAAAAUGAGAGUCGGUUGUCAAGCCAUAGGAGGUCUCCGACAUCUACUUGCUGUAAAGAAGACCAGAUGAAAGAUGUCCUAGAAUUAGUUGAUGUUGAGGCUGAAGAAACAACUGGAGAAGUUAUUAAAAACCCGGAUCUUUCAACACUGUAUAUGCUCCAAGUAGUAUCAAAGGCAAUUGAUAUUUCUCUUGCAAAAGAGUUAAAAAAUCUUUUGUUUGGCUCUAGUCUUUGUUGCUUCAGUGAAGAAUGGAAAAUACAGAAUUUUACAUUUAAUAACAUACCACAGUUAAAAUAUGGCAUUGUGCAAAAAAAGGGUGGCCCAUGUGGAGUACUGGCUGCAGUUCAAGCUUGUGUCCUACAACGGCUUAUUUUUGCAGACAGUAAUAGGAAUAAAGACAUUCGUUGUCUUCAACCAUCAGAAGUUCACAGGACCAAAUGCCUUACCAUGGCAAUUGCAGACAUAUUGUGGCGUGCAGGAGGCAAUGAAAAAGCAAUUGUAGCACUGCCAUCAGGAAGACAGCAGUUCAUUCCCAUAGGAAAAUACAAGGCAGAUGGAAUCUUAGAAACUCUAAUACUACAUAGUGCCACAAGAUAUGAAGAUCUGGUUGUUUUUCUUCAGCAGAAUAUUCACCAGUUUGAAACUGGUCCCUGUGGGUGCAUCCUUCUGACUGUGUCUGUCAUCUUAUCAAGAUCUAUCAAUCUGGUGCGCAAUGAUUUUGACGUGCUUACAAACCGGUUGAUUGGAAGCCAUGGCUAUUGUACUCAGGAAUUGGUGAACUUGCUUUUGACUGGAAAAGCUGUGUCCAAUGUUUUCAACAAUGUGAUAGAGCUGGACUCUGGAAAUGGCAAUAUCACAAUUUUGAAAGGUAUCACAAGCCGCAGUGAUAUUGGUUUGCUGUCGCUCUUUGAGCACUAUGAUGUUUGUCAGGUUGGUUGUUACUUGAAGACCCCUAAAUACCCAAUUUGGUUGGUGUGCAGUGAAAGCCACUUCAGUGUGCUUUUUAGUUUGGAAAAGGAUUUACAAGGUGACUGGAAAACAGAGCGGAAAUUUGAUCUAUAUUAUUAUGAUGGCUUGGCUAACCAGGAAGAAGAAAUACGGUUAACAGUUGACACAACUCAGAUGUGUGCUGAAGAUAAAGAAAAUGAUCUUACUCCUCCACUUGAGCACUGCAUUAGGACAAAGUGGCAAGGAGCUGUUAUUGACUGGAAUGGCACAGAACCAAUCUUGUGACUGACCUGACCUGCACUUUAUUUGUAAAGACAGAAAGGAAAUGACUGAAUUAGCACAUACCUACAGGAAAUAGGACAAGACUUGUGCGGUUUACGAUGAGGAAGAAUGGCAUGGUUAGAAGGCUGGAAGAGUUUCACCUCAGUCACCUCAUGCUUCAGAUAUUUUCUUAUAAUAUAAACAACACUUACGUAAAUUCCUUGUCGCUGUCUUUAACAUACAGCUUCUGAGAGUUGACUGUUUCCACCACAAAGUCAAGGUUACAGAUGAAGCAGUGAAGUCAAUGUCCCCUUGAGGUCUCUUUCUGGAUCCACUCUGUAUCCUGCAAUUGUUUCAAAGGAUCUGAUGGAAGAUGCUGAACCCAGAUUUGUCAGUGUAUAUGCCUUCUCACCUACAAAACUCCAGUGCAAGAAUAAAGUAUCCAAGAAACAUGUACUCGCUUCUUUACCUGAUUGAUAGUAGUAAGUCUCCUUUUGCACUAAACACAUUGAUAACCAUAUGGGCUUUUCAGAUAAAGCCUGACAUAUACAAAGUUCUUGUUGUGUCAUAAAAUUUACAGUAAGGAUUACGGUUUUGUGUUUCCAGAAUAGUAACACUAUUACGUUCCUUACACUGUGUGCAAUCAGUGUGUAACAGUGCCUCACACUGAUGUAGCUUAUUUUUCUUUCUGGAUGAGAGAUAGCUGUAUCAGUAUCUUUAUAUUUAUACCAUUGUAAUUACUUUAUACACCAGAGUUUAUUUACACCAAAUAGAAAAGUUCUGUGGUUUGUUUCUUUGUAAGUACAAAAAACCCCAGAAGAACUGUUAGGUUUGAAACUUAAAUGGUGCCUACCUGUGAUAGAUACUGUUUUUCAUGAUUAAAUAAAGUGCAUGUACUGAAAUGAUGUACUGUGGAGAUGUAUCACGAGGUACUGAAUCAGCAGUUUGUAUUCUGACUUGAAUUCUUUAAGCAACAUAUUUUGGCAACACUUUGCCAAAAUUGGAACAACUUACUGAACUGAAGACUGGAAAAAAUGCCUUGGAAAAACAGGCAGAUAGAUGAUUUUUCUAGAAUUAUUCCUUUCUCUUGAGAGUCAGUAUUUCAUGAGAGUUUAAUAAAGAACUUGCUUUUGGAUAUUUAUGAUAACACCUUCUUCCUAGUAAGUAUGCAGACUCCUCUGAGACCUGAUAAACUAGUUGCUCUUCCUAAAAUCAAUUUCCAACAAAAAUGCAAUGUCCUACUGUGUGCAGUAUGAAAAUACCAAACUGACUUUGCAAAUACAGAUCUUGGGGAAUUAGCAUUUGAGCUAGAUUUGGAAACCAACCUGAAUAUAAGACGUAAUGGAAUACCAGAAAGGUUUAGGUAGCCUUUGAAAGAAUACUGGUCUUCCCUUUGGCUUACCAUUCAUAUCAAAAUGCCUAUAUGCAGUAAAGCACCUCAGACAUUCAGUUAUUUUAGUUGUAUUUAAUUCAGUGUAAUGUAAUUGGUUUAGAUCAGAUAGGCAAACUUUAAAUUUUGUGGAAUUAAGAUCUGCCAUUCAGCCUUUGCAGCAUAGGCAGCAUUGGAUCUGAGCUCAUUCCUGACUGUACUAUAUGGGCGUUACUUUGCAUUUAGUAAACCCUUUCAUCUUUGUAUAUAUAGGGAUAUGUUUGUACUGUCAGCUGUGGGUGGACUCAAUACUGCCUUCAAGAUACACUCAUCAUCCAUACUUAAAGCUGUCUUUUAUCAGGAAGAGCUUGCCUCAGUGCAAGCUUUAGUGUUUCUGGGAGUGGAAAUCCCAAACAGUCAAAGAUCCCAAAUCCAAAGCCUUUGUUGCUCUUGAAAUUUCUAUGAACUGUAGUCCACACUUUAGUGUGAUUUUCUCGCCUACCUCACAGGGCAUCUAUAAUGUAAAAUAAGAUCUUUUAAAGAGUGCAUUUGGACAGGAAAUAGUGUAGACAUGAAUAAUGGAAGAUUUUUGGAACCAGCUUUAACAAAAAAUUCCUUUCUGAAUUUUCCAGUCUAGUAAACAUACACCAUUUAAUUUAAAACAUUGCUUUAAACUAUGUCAGUUUGGAGAUAAUGUUCCACUCCCUGAUAGAAGAUCAGUAUUCAUCUGGGGAAGGAGGGAGCUGCCUUGUGACAGGCCAGAUUUCAUCUGACUGAAAUAUGUCUACAGUGCAGUUGUGUUCAGAGUAGCUGUUCUUUGUUCUGGGGAGGGGAGAUAUCAGGGUGUGAUGUAUCUUUGCUUUAGGAUGAGAAGAACUAUAGUCCAGACUGUAGGAUGAUGAGUAUAAAAAGAGCCUAAGAGGACUGCUCCAAAUGGAUUUCACCCAUGAAGACGUAAGGAUUUUUUGGAGUGCAGAAAGAGUACAGAUUAGUGAAUAGAGCUUGGAAAUAAACUGUGGUUUAUGGCUAAUCCUAGAGGGUAAAUGAAGAUGAGGGGAAGCCCUGAACUCUGUCCCUCUUUCUAAAACAGUUUGCAAAGAAUUCAGAGGCUCCUUCAUCACUGGUUAUGGAGAGAUUUUUGGUGAAACUUAAUUUCUGUGACAACAGAACCUCAGUGAGACAGAUCUUUCUUGCCUGUUCGCUGUCAGUGUGUCCAUGUAUAUUUGUUCUGCAAAGUCCACUGUUCACCUGUCAUCUGUUUAAGAUGAACUAACUCCAUAUUCACCUGUGUCCUCACUCACAAAGGAAGAAAUAAAGCACUUGCACUACUUCACCAAACUACCACCUGUGUAGGAAAAUUCCAUCAAGCUGGAGCACUGAGAACCUCAGCACUGAUAAGCUUCUUCCACCAUCCUUGCUUCUGGAACCUAAACCAGUAUCUUCCUUCACCAGGGUUCAGUGCCAGUGUCUGUACUAGGCAAGAGAGAUGGCUUUUCAAAUUUACUAGGGCAUCCUUCCAUUAUGAAGAAAUGUGCAACCAGAACAUUAAUUUAGAUCAAGUUCUUCUCAGAAAUAUGAUAGAUCAUUACCUCAGUCACUGUCUGCCUCAAGAAGAAGACUUGCAUAUUUGUAUUCAAUAUAAAGCACCAGAAGUUAUUUCCCUUAAGACAUUUACAGGGCUUUUUGGGGUCAAUCAUACAAGUCAAUGCAAUAUGUUAUGUGGCAAUGCAGAAACCUUUGCACAGAUCCGUGUAGAAUCAUAUCCUGUUAUAGCAGUGUACAUCUAUUUUCUUUAAUUAUGUUUUCCUCUGCAUUGUUUCUCAUUUUCUUUUUCAUUGCUCAAUGAAUGUGACUUCCUGAAAUGAACAAAACAGCAACUGUUUGACAACUGAGCAUUAAAAGACACCUAUGACAUUGA
This is a messenger RNA of Pezoporus occidentalis (night parrot), 5803 nucleotides long. It is a transcript of the gene MINDY4, whose product is annotated as MINDY lysine 48 deubiquitinase 4. The transcript has 18 exons. Lineage: Eukaryota; Metazoa; Chordata; Aves; Psittaciformes; Psittacidae. Gene Ontology annotation, biological process: protein K48-linked deubiquitination. The record is from RefSeq and is a predicted model, not a curated record. The coding region runs from base 267 to 2540 and encodes 757 amino acids. Gene Ontology annotation, molecular function: cysteine-type deubiquitinase activity; K48-linked deubiquitinase activity.